AUGGAACCAACAAGCCAUCACAUACCCUACUACCCCUGCGAGACUAUCGGUCCCGUAACCCAUACCCAUUUCACCCGCCCCACGACUACCUACUGGCAAGAAAUAAUUCCUACAGCAUCCGUUGCUUCCCUCCCAUAUUCAACAACUCCUCCCUAUCAAUACUCCUUCGCCGCGUCUCUUACUCCAGACACAAGCCUACUUCUUCCUAUCAGACCACUAGGCGAUAGCACUGAUCGCAUUGCUGUUUGUUCAUUGGCAUUACCGCAUGCUUCGAUGAAGGUUGUGAGGGAACUGGCGAGGAUAGUAGCAAGUAAGAUAAGGAAGUUCAACCCGGAAGUUGUGAUGGGAUUGCCGACUGGUGGAUUGGUUUUGGCGCCUUUUGUAGCAGAAGAAUUAGGAUUUGAUCGUCACAUCCCAUGGGGUUACUCCAAGAAACCCUGGUAUGGAGACCAACUCACCACCAAGAUAUCAUGUCUCUUCGACAAACCAGGCCAGGGACCACCGGUCUAUCUCGAUCCUAAUCUUCUGUCGUUGGUUAAAGGGAAGAGAAUAGCGUUGAUUGAUGACGUGAUUAGUUCUGGGACUACUAUGAGCGCUAUGUUGAAAUUUUUGACUGAUAAAGAGAUCAUUGAUGAAGAAGCACCGGAAGGACUUGCGAUUGAUAAGACUAAUAAGGGGGCGGCGGAUGCUAAGACCAGAGAGGGUGGGAUGGGACUGAAUGUUGUUUGUAUUGGAGUGGGAAUGUUACAGGGAGAGGUGUAUAAGAAGGAGUUGAGUGCAGAUGUUGUGAGGAUGUUAGUAGGAGCUGUGGAAAGUCCGUUAUUGAAAGCAGUUGAAGGAGGCUGGAUUCAAAGAUGA
Molecule: messenger RNA, 858 nt
Organism: Botrytis fragariae
Lineage: Eukaryota; Fungi; Ascomycota; Leotiomycetes; Helotiales; Sclerotiniaceae
Product: putative phosphoribosyltransferase protein
Exons: 2
Coding region: 1-858 (285 amino acids)
Source: RefSeq, a predicted model, not a curated record